Molecule: messenger RNA, 184 nt
Organism: Racocetra persica
Lineage: Eukaryota; Fungi; Glomeromycota; Glomeromycetes; Diversisporales; Gigasporaceae
Source: the annotation of a GenBank genome assembly
AAGUUGGGUAAACGCUAAUAUAGCAAAUCAAAAAGUUGAAUAUAAAAUCUACAAUUAUGUUAGCGAGGUUAUUAAUAAUGCCAAAAGUGCCAGUAAUGAUGAAAGCAAAGUAUUUGAGCAUUAUUUGAGUCCAGUUGAUGCAGAUAAAGCUGAUAAUAUUAGUCUUGUGAAGGGCGAGAUUUAA